CUCAACAUCUUGCAAUUCCGAUUUCUUAUCGCCCUUUUGACUUUGCCUCACCAUCCCCCACGGUCACUACCUGUUCCUCCGUUUAUAUCUUCAAAUGUAUAUGUUUCAACCAUGUCUCUGAUAUAAUUACCCCACCCUUUGCUCUGUGUUUAUUCUCCUUUUUUAUUUUCAGAGCGUCAGCAUUCCUUGCCGCCGGACCCCGUUGCUAUCCACGGAACGAGAUAGGGUUUACAUUAGACAUGGCUCAGAUGCGUCAGCGAGAUGCGAUGUCUACCUCCAGCAUUCGUCCCCUCUCCGCAGAUUUCCUCCCCCGACCAAAAGAAGCCUCGAUGCUAUUCUCCAUACUUCCUUCGGCGGUUCAAUUCCGCCUCCCCCGCCUGCCUUCCAUCCGCCGUUCGGUCUCAAUGUACGGACUUGCUUCAAGACGCAAAUCAGCGGGCUCAAGACCAUCGACAGGUUCUUCGACAUCUUCUGGGACACGAACGCCGGAUGUAGGGUACACGUCUGCCAUGGUGUUGAGUGAAGGGAGAACGAUGAUGGCAGACGAGGACAUUGCGGGGUACUAUGUCGAGAGCGUCUCAACAAGUGAUGAUGAGGGAUUGCAGAGCAAGGCGGGCAAAGAGAGACAACCUCAGAGGAUGGAGCUGACGGAGGGUGCUAGUGGGAUUGGGUGGAAGUUUGCAAAUCAAGGCCUUAGUCUUUUGAGUCUGGCUGUGGACGAAUCCUCCACGAUCUCUCGAGAUCCUACUUUUGGAAACCCGAGCUUUGCGAGACAAGUCUAUAUACACUCUCUGGCAUACCUUCUCCGAGCCCUUCCAACAGAUCUCACGAUAGAGGAACGGAUGAGUGUUCGUGGCUCUUUACCAGAAGGUAUUGUGGAACCUCUACAUCUCGGCCUCAAUCCAUCCUACGCAUCCAAUACAUCUCCGCAAGGAGAACAAGAACCGUCUCUCCUCCAUCGAACACUAGCCUCUACUAUUAUUCAACUAUUUAUUUUUAUGCAAUUCAUUAUGCCCUACCUCAAAUACCUUCUCAGCACAGCAUACGCCUACGAUCGCGAACACAAGAUCUCUGAGAAGGUUCUGGCACAAAGUAUAGAGACUGUAGAUAGUCUUGGUAAAACAGGCCUGAAUCUCACAGGAGCAAUAUAUGGUAUGGGCGAUGGCAAAGUAGGACAGAUGAUUACAGAGACGGCAGCUUGGUUUGUAGAAGGUGUUACGGGAGGUAUUCACGAGGGUGUUGGAGAGGGUAUGGUUAUCAUGGGUGCAGCGCCGAGGAGAAGUCAGGUGCAGAGCUCGAGAAAGUGAUGUAUUUAUGAUUGAUGUGGUAAUGAUUAGAUGUAGACGAUGCUUGGUGCUUUAUGAUACCCUGAGAUAUGGUGGCGUUUUGCAUUUUUGGUAGCAUAGAUAGAACAUUUGGAAUUCAUCUCUCCCUUGGCC
Molecule: messenger RNA, 1439 nt
Organism: Mollisia scopiformis
Lineage: Eukaryota; Fungi; Ascomycota; Leotiomycetes; Helotiales; Mollisiaceae
Exons: 2
Coding region: 240-1307 (355 amino acids)
Source: RefSeq, a predicted model, not a curated record